AUGCUGCCGGCGCUUCAGCUGCUGCCCCGGAAGCACCGGGGCGCGCUGGGCGCCGUGGCCCAGCUGCGGCGCCUGGCGCCCGGGGAGAUGCUGGCAGGAGAGGGCAAUUUCAUGCUGAUCCUCACCGGCACCGUGGGCCGCUUGCAAAAGCUCGACAAGGCCAGGGGUGCGCUGCCACCCGCGCUGCUGCAGGGCCUUCCGAAGGCAGUAGGCGUGUUCCGGCGACUGCAGAUCCCCAUCACGCAGCAGGCGGAGGCGUGGUUGGAGCACCUGGCCCGCGACACCUCCACGGAGCCGCUCGCGCCGGAGCAGCGCAAGCUGGCGGCGGCAUUGCUGCAGGUGGCGCUGCGCCGAUUGCAGGAGCUGCGCAUCCCGGGCAGGGACAACUCGACGCGGCGGUUUCUGAGCAGCACGUUGCUGGACAAGACCUUCCUGGGGGACAGGGCUCCCUGGCUGGAGAAGGAGCGCAUGGUGCGCCCUUUGCGAGGACAGAUUGCGCUGGCUCUCGAGCUCAGUCAGCCCGAGGUCUACGUGGACGUCUUGGAUGCGGGCGAGCUUCAAGAGGUCUUCAGGCCAGGAGACCGGAUCAUGGGCGACAAUCUGGCUGCCCUGGAGUGGGCAGACAUCCUGGUGCUGGACCCCUCGGCGGUGAUGUUGGAGCUUGAGGAUUGCCGCGCACCGGUACCUGCACUACCGAGCCACCCCUCAGGUGCCAAGGAGUUCUUCCAACUGAGCCAGCUCCUGCGGGACCACGAGGCCUUCGAGGCUUUGGAGAGCCGGCGCCUGCGGGAGAUCUGCCGGCGGCCGAUCCAACGGUGCCGCAAGGGGGAGGUUCUUUGCCGGGAGGGGGAGUCGGCCUCGGGAUUCUUCCAGAUCCUAUCAGGCACCUGCGCGUCUUCGCGGCGCGGCGCGCCGCUGCUGCAGCUCCGCGAGGGCAGCGCAGUGGGCGAGGACGUGCUGCUGGGCUUGGAGGAGACGUGGCGCUUCUCCGUGGUGGCGCAGAGUGACCUGGAGCUGCUGUGGGUGGACGCCAAAGACUUCAAGGAGGUUUUUGGGCAAGCCUUCGAGGGCACCUUUCGAACGGUGUCGCGCCGGCGCGAUUUGGUCUCCGAGCUUUGCCUGCCAGUGGCCGUGUUGCCUGACGGUGGCCGGAGCGUUCGUAGGGUUGCCUGGCGCCGCGCCGCCGCGGUGCGCUUCCGAGAUUGGAGCGCUCGUGAGCGCCGGGCGCUGGAGGCGCGGGGCAGCCGGCUGGUGCCGGAAUACUCUGGCGGUGUGAAUGACCAGACUCGGGAAUUGGCUCGGGAUCGUGAGCUUGGAGCUUGGGGCUGGGAGUUCAACCGCUGA
Effrenium voratum is the source of this 1344-nucleotide messenger RNA. The record is from the annotation of a GenBank genome assembly. Lineage: Eukaryota; Dinophyceae; Suessiales; Symbiodiniaceae.